Messenger RNA from Macadamia integrifolia, 651 nucleotides. RefSeq names its product heat shock protein 90-like. Gene Ontology annotation, molecular function: ATP-dependent protein folding chaperone; ATP hydrolysis activity; ATP binding. The transcript has 3 exons. NCBI's taxonomy places the organism in Eukaryota, Viridiplantae, Streptophyta, Magnoliopsida, Proteales, Proteaceae. Gene Ontology annotation, cellular component: perinuclear region of cytoplasm; cytosol; protein-containing complex. Bases 1 to 651 code for a protein of 216 amino acids. Gene Ontology annotation, biological process: protein folding; cellular response to heat; protein stabilization. The record is from RefSeq and is a predicted model, not a curated record.
AUGGGGAAGGCAGCCCAAAAGGAGGGCGACAAGGAGGAGGAUGACAAUGACUAUGUCCCAGAGGAGGAGGACGUGGAUGUGGAUAUAGAGAUGGAGGAUGUGGUCCCCAUCAAAGUAGUUCCACUAUCUCUAGGUGGAGCCUUUGAUUUCCAAGAGGAGAUCACGAAAGACGAGUAUGCUUCGUUCUACAAGAGCUUGACCAACGAUUGGGAGGAGCAUCUGGCUGUGAAGCACUUCUCUGUUGAAGGGCAGCUGGAAUUCAAGCAGAACAAGAUCCUGAAGGUCAUCAGGAAGAAUCUUGUGAAAAAAUGCAUAGAGAUGUUCACGGAGGUUUCAGAGAACAAGGAAGAUUAUACCAAAUUCUACGAGGCAUUCUCGAAGAAUUUGAAGCUGGGCAUUCAUGAAGAUAGCCAGGACAGGUCGAAAUUGGCUGAUCUGCUCCGGUAUCAGUCUACAAAGAGUGGUGAUGAGAUGACGAGCCUGAAGGACUAUGUCACCAGGAUAAGGAAGGUCAGAAAAACAUCUACUACAUUACCGGUGAGAGCAAAAAGGCCGUCGAGAACUCUCCCCUCCUGGAGCGGCUCAAGAAGAAAGGCUAUGAAGUCCUCUUCAUGGUUGAUGCCAUUGAUGAGUAUGCUGUUGGUCAGUUGA